AUAUAUAACUUUAUAACUUUAUAUUAACGAGGCAAGUCAAUCGAGAACAAAUUCUUAUUUACAAUGACGGCCUAACCCACCCUAUGGGACUCCCAAUCACGGCCGGUUGUGAUACAGCCUCGAAUCGAGCCAGGGCCUGUAGUGACGCCUCAAUCACUGAGAUUGGAGUUUCUUAGACCGAUGCUCCACUUGGGAGCCCUGAUCAUCAGAGGCACUUCACAAUCCCACAUUGUCACACAGUCCCAGAAAGAAAGGUUCCCUAAAAUAACCUGGCAUUCACGUUAGACACAAUGACUCUGUUACAAUGCAGAGGAUGAUGAAGAGGUCUUUUUGAUCCAUUUAUUGAACAAAGACCUGGGUUAAGCCCCAGAUGGCAUCCUGUUCCCUGUUUUCUGCACUCCUUUUUGACCAGGGCCCAUCCUCUGUACAUUUGCGUCGAGUCAUUGUGGCCAUCGUGGUUUGUGGUUUAAGGGAGUGGUGUUUGUGUGUGUGUUCUCCCGUCCUCCUCAGUUACAGACUAGAAGGGUGCUGCUGAAGUGAACCCGGUGACACUUUUUACAUUUAAAAAAAUAAUUUUAAAACUCUGCUUGUGCUCCCUGGGUGACCUUCUCCCUCUGGACUAGAGGGCCCUUUGCCCUGGGGGUGAGAGCCACUUAUAGAUAGAUCUUAGCCUAAUAGUCAUGCACGAGCUAAGGAUAAGACUUCUGUGAUGGAUUGCUUAUUGUGGCCAGACAGUGUAGUAGGUCAUAUAUAGUUCUAUGUUGCCAAUAAUUAGGCUCAUUUAGGUAGAUUUCUGUUUUGUGGCUUUAGUUCAUUUUUGUAAAUGUCUAGUAGACAGGAUGUUCAAUCACAGCCACUUAAUACAUUGGGUUUUUCGUGAGCGAACCACAUCCGCUGAUAUGUUGAUUGAACUCUGAAAGUGAUGCGCAAAGUAAAAAAAAAAAUGUCUUAACAAUUCUAACCUUGAACCCUGAAGUAAAAGGAUCUGGUUUUAAAAAGAGAACUCGUUUCACGUCUCCGGUUGACUCUAGUGUGUGUAUGUGUGUACAGAACGCUGUUGAGUCAGACAGUCUGGAAAAGCAUGCUUUUAAAUGAUCUCUGAAAAGCAGACACUUGGGCAUAUAAAAAGGCAUUGGUCGAUAAUAUCAUGACUCCAGCCAGGCUGCGUGUCUGCUGCUGCUGCCCUCAACCUGACAAUGUGACCAGUGGGAGUCAUAGGGCUGAAGGGAGCCAACUGUUCUGUGCCCAUGCGGUGCUUAUCUAUCCAUCUUUAAACUUUUCAAGACUAUUUAUAUCUGAUAUCUAGGCCUAUCUCCCAUCAGAAUAUUGUCUACCUCCUGAUAGGGACAGAUGAAUAGUCUUAGUGGGCUUCAUUUCCCUGUGGUUUGGCCCGCAGGUAGCCUACACCUUGCUCUCUUAAGACAUGAUGGCUUGACUGUCUCUGAAAUGGGAGUGAACUCGGGCAAGCGUUGGUGGGCAUCCACACCAUUCCCAAUUCAGUAGGCUCUUUGUGGUGAAACAAUAGUUCAGGUAUAAAAACGUAAGACGCCAGGCUGCCUCAAAAGUGCAAAUCUAUAGGUCGAGAGACUGUAGGCCUGCAUUUGUCCUCCCCCGUCCAUUAAUCCACGUAUGGAUUCAUCUACCACAUGAUUCUUGUUGCCGUACCACUGGAAGCCAUCACUUGGGGGGGUUCAUUGGCUAAGCAGGGUUCCAAGGAAUAUAUGAGCAUAAAGCAUCACAUCUUCCUGUGUUGCUGAAAGCUUUAAUGUGCCCCACAGUUGUAAUAGAUCUCACGCUGCUCAAUAGUACCUCUGCCCAACUGCCUUGACUUCUCAAGGGCUUUCUGUGUGGCAUUCUGGCCCUUCUAUGCUGUAUGUGUGUGCUGGUGAAGCCGUUUCUCCUGCUGUACUGUGUGUGUGCUGUUUUAAUAUAUAUAUAUAUGAUUUAAGGCGAUCUGUCGCAGAGAUGUUGACAUUGUCGUUCUGCCCCUGAACAGGCAGUUAACCCACUGUUCCUAGGCCGUCAUUGAAAAUAAGAAUUUGUUCUUAACUGACUUGCCUAGUAAAAUAAAAAAUAAAAUAAAAAAAUUGAAAAACUAGCCUGCCUGUGACCUGGUUUAGUCUGACCUUCUGUUGAAGUGGUGGGGUAUCGUACAUUGGGCCUUCAAUUUAACCUAAGCGGGGAGAAGGAGUGGGAGAGAAGUGGGUCAGUGUGUGCCGGUAGAGUUGGCCUCAUUGGUCACAAGCCAGGUUGGGGUCGGUCGCAAACUAACGCUACUGGCUGAACGCCUGCAGCCUUGUCAUAUGAGAGAAGUGAAUACUGUAACCGUAAUCAUAGAAUCACUAUUUAUAAUAUUUCUAACAGCCAAGGUGAUGGAAGGAGACCUCUAAGCUCCACAUUUACUUAUAUUGGAAGCAGUGGAAAAGUGAAGCCUGGACCUGUGAAAGUGUAAUAGAUGGCUGCAAAAGAUCUCACUGCUCAUGCAGUCCUGUGCUUGUGUGCUCACUGCAACCCGGAGGUCACUGCAACCCGGAGGUCACUGCAACCCGGAGGUCACUGCAACCCGGAGGUCACUGCAACCCGGAGGUCACUGCAACCCGGAGGUCACUGCAACCCGGAGGUCACUGCAACCCGGAGGUCACUGCAACCCGGAGGUCACUGCAACCCGGAGGUCACUGCAACCCGGAGGUCACUGCAACCCGGAGGUCACUGCAACCCGGAGGUCACUGCAACCCGGAGGUCACUGCAACCUUCUUUGAUUUGAGGGCUCAAGCCAGCCCAGCACACCCAUGGUCCAGCAGGCAGCUGAUGGAAGAUCCGGUUCCCAACGUGCCCACUAUGGUCUCCAGGCUGCCCAAGUUUGGCUUGCGCCCCGCGGCUGUGGCUGCCACCGCUCCACUGACCAAUGGGACCCGCCACCAACCCGUCUCCAGCACCACGGGCAAAGGGUUACCCACUGCCACCACCAGGCAGAACGGGACAAUGCGGAUGCCUCCCCCCUCCUCUCUGAAGGGGAAAGGAGGAGAGGCUGUGGAGAGGGGGGUGGACUCGGGGGAGGAGGGUGGAACUGGAGCUGGGCAUCACCUCCGACAACCACAGCCCUCACCAGCGGCGGUACGGGAGAUUAAGAAGCCAUCCGCCAUGCCUGCCACGGCUAAGGUACGGGGGUGUGCUUCUGUGGUAUCCUCCAACAGCCCUAGAACUAUACCCUCCAAAACUGGGCCUCACGGGGCCAUCCCCAAACAGGCUUUGUCUGGACAGAGUCUCUGCAACGGCAAAGCGGGCCUCAGCAGCCAGACGGGUGGUGAUGGACGGUUUGGGUCUGGGAAUGGCUCCCUCAGGCGGGGCCAGAGCUGUGGUUCGCCCCACAGCAACCUGACCAGCAGCCUGUCCCACUCCCAGUCCAGCGACAGCCUGGAAACCGCCUCGGAGGAGAACAUGGUGCGCUCCCGGAGCCUCACCCACGUCAAGAGGAUCCCCUCCCCUACCCAGCCGCCCAUCAUCCGCUCCUACUCCUUCAACAGGGCCUCGGAGCUCGCCAAGGAGCUGCCCAGGCCUCUAGCCAAGUCCCGACUGGUCAAGACAUCUCCCUUGACCAGACCGACACCUGUGCUGAGUAGUGCGGGGAGAGGGAACGGCCUACACCUCAGUAAGGGUGGACAUGGACUAGCACCAGGCAGGGCUGUGGUGGGAACAGCUAGCUGCAUCUUGCCCCCCACCACACUGAGGAAUUCCUUACUCCCCAGUUCAGCCUCCUGCAACACCAGGCCCUCGGCCCUCAGAUACAGGUUCACACGGCCCUCACUUAUCAAGCAGCCUCGCCCCAUCUUGGCCACCUCCACCGAGAAGGUCCAGGGCAACACAGAGGAAAGCGAGGGGAGGAAGAACUCGGUGGAGACGCCCCCUGUCACCCCAGACCCAUCCAGCAACACUGACAGCCUAGGGAGCACCCCAGAGUGCGUAACGGAAGGCCUGCAAGAGGAGCCUGCGGCCCCCAGCGGGGUGCGUCCCCUGGGGGAAGGCCUGGAGGACAUGUCCCUCUCUUCCACCUCCUCCCUGGAGCGCAACGAUACCAGUGAGGAGUACAUGGACGACUUUGACAACCUGGGGAACGGAGGAGACGGCAUUCUGCUGCUCCCUGCCCGUGAUGGAGGGCUCGACCAAUCACACUCUGUCUUGGCAGAUGAUGACAACGCCGACCUCAUCCACUGUCACGGUGGCACCUCCAUGGCGGGCCUUAACAGCUUCCUGUCUGACAGUGUAGACUGGGCCGGAAUGGGACUCGCUGGGGGUAGAGGGGGCUUAGGGGCGUUGUCUCGGCGUGCUAGUCAGGCCCUGUCCGGGGGUGCAGACUACCCCCUCGGCUCUUCCCUCGACCUGUCUCCCUCAGACUCCGGCUCGGGGGGGACCUACAUGUGGGACGAGGAGGGUCUGGAGCCCUUGGGGACCACCACACAGCCCUGUGGGAGCUACAACUCAGACCUCAACAGCAUGGACAUACUCAACAACCUGGACAACCUAGAGUCUGGGUGUGACCUGGACGACGAUGACCUCAUGCUGGAUGAUGACCUCCCUGAGGAUGGCUCCUUGCAUGGUGAUACUGAUGGGAUGUCCCAUCUGGCCCUGUGGCGGAGACGGCAGCUCUGUUGGACUGUAGACGACCGACUCCACAGCGACAACAUUAGUGACUGUGUGUUCCAGACCUAUGAUGGGUACCAGAGUCAGGGCACAGGCUUGGCAGCCCCUCACCAGGCUGUGGAGCUGGAUGAGCUGACACUGAAACACAUGGCAGAUGACUGCUGCUCUGUAAAGGCCCAGCUAGAACACCUGAAACUACUGCUGCAGAUGGAGGAUGGUAGUGAUAUGGACCACACUCUGAUUCUGGAUACCUUGAGUCCAGAAUCCAGACGGGACCCAAUUCAAGCUCGACAGGUGGAGGAGCUGUUGAAGGAGGUGCAGGAGCUGAGAGAGGAGCUGAGGAGUAAAGACCGGACCAUUUCUCAGCUGACCCAGCAGAUGGCUGUUCCUGUCAAGGCCACGAGAUGCCACUGCCAGCAGUACAGUCCACCUGGAAGAGAUGUGGAAAGAGUGACGGUGACCUACCAUGACAAGGCCACACAGACUCCACCAUGGAGGGGACAUGCUCCUCAAAUACUACAGCCUUCCAGGCCAUGGCCCAACAGGGUGCACCAACCCCACUCCCAGGAAAGAUUAACAAACUCAGCCCACACCGAGGCCCCCAGUGAGCUGGCCUCCUCUAACCCUGGCUGUGGCUGGGGGGAAAGUCUGGCCAGCAGGGCCCAGCACAGCUCCCGCUCUGGCCUGGCUUGCCCUAGCCCUGCUUCCACCCCUCCUGCUGGCUGUUUCCCUGGCUCAGAAGAACUUAGCCUCUUGCUCAGCACCCAGCUGAAGAUCAGUGACUCCGAGGGUCCGGCGGGCCAGACAUGUUCUCCUCCCCACCCUGGAUCAAGACUCAGGCUGGACUCAGCCAAAAGGAUCCCUCCACCUUGUCUCUCGCAGUCCCCCGGCUCUCUGAAGAAAGCCUCCAUCCCUAAGAGGCCACAUGAAGGCCCCACCACCACAACCACCACCACCCAGAUGUCCAUGGCAGGCUUCCCCAGGGUGGUGAGAGGAAUCCAGGGUAGGGGUGGUCUCAGGCCGGGCCACACAGCUCCACAGUUCAGGCUGAGUCUGCUCCCACCUGCUUCCAGAGGUCAACCCUGCUACAGUUCCACACCCCAGUCAUCUGCCUCCUUUCUGGGCCCUGCUCUGCCCGCCUUUCCCCGGACCAGAGCACCCAGACAGACUCCAGGCCUCAGAGAACCAGAGAGUGGUGGUCUCAAGGCCAGAGGUCUAGGCUCUCCCACACUCUUACGACUCCCCAAGCCAAAGAGCCACUGAUUGCUUUCUCUCAAUUCUCAAACAGUGCCCUCUAGUAAGGCCAUUCAGCACCACCCUCUACCCACUCAGACCCAAAAGAUCAGACUUCUUCUAGAGGCUUCCGACCUCCCCUUAGUAAGGUUACCAUGUCUACCCUGUGAGAAAGGAUGACAUGCAGACUUAUAUAUAAUAUAUAACCCAAAAUAAUAUUUUAUCUAACCUCUUCCAAUACGAAUCACUCAAGGUCAGAAAAAAAAAUUGGCCCAUGUACACAUUUGAUAUCGUCUCAGACGAAGAAGUCAAGCAUAACACCUUAUUGUUUACCCCCCCCCCCCAAAAAACCUUGCUUCAACACUAUCUGUACGCAGAUAAAUAGAUUGUUGUUUUUGUGAAGUUCUGUUUCAAAGUGGGAACUGGCAGGAUGCUUAACUUUAUAUUCCCUCCAGCCCCAACAAGCUACAAUUGCAACUUUACUUUCUGGCCAAUACUUUUCCCAAGAUAAUGAACAUGCUUAGGAACACCGUGUUAUCUGGCCCCAAUAUAGCAUUUAUUGUUACUUAUACAUACUCAGUUGGGUUGAACUUUACAGGGCUCGACAUUAAUGCUUGUCUGCUUUCCCCCCCAAAAAAUUGGUUAUGAAGAAUGUAGAUUUAAGUUGUCCGACUGGACAAGUAAAAAAAAAAAUGUUUAGUAUAAAAGAAAUCACAAACAAUUAGGCGAAUCCGAUCAGAAUUGGAUCAGUGUUCUCCUAAUCUCUGCAGAGCGCUUUAGAGUAAUUAUUGUAGGCCUGCAUUGACGGGCACAAGCGAUCUUUCAAUCAUGCAGUCACAAGAUGCGUUUUUGAGAUCAAAGCAAGCCGCAUGUGCACAUGUUGAUAUUCAUUGCUAGUUAGUGAGUUAUUUGCCCAGUUAUAGCUCAUUUUUGGUCGACAAUGAAAAUGCUGGAAAGGUUUGCAUCAUCUUGUCAGAGGAGAGUUACAUUUGCGCAGCAGGUAAAGUAAUGAUAUACAACAGCCAUAUUGUGUAGAUUGGCUUGUUCUCACUACUUAACUAUUUAGCUAUUAGCAUGUAUUAAUGUAAUGUCCGAUGGCCUAAACUAUACUUCCACCCGCGCUCGUGUAUAACCGCAAAUGUCGGACACAGUUGAUACGUGUGCACAGUUGAUGAAACCAAUUCUGCAUACUCCGGUUGUAAAACCGUCCCGCAAGCGCUAAAAUCCUCUCCUAUUCAAUGCUGGCCAUGUACAAUACUGGCCAUGUAAUUCUGCCAAAGUCUAAGAAUAUAUAUUUUUUAAUAGCUUAAUUGACAAGUAAUUCCUAUGCUGUCAAGAUUUUUGUUGAACACUGAAUAUUUUAACCUUACAAAUAGAUAAACAAGUGACUUGAGCUUUCGGACAAGUAAAAAAUCAAAUAAAAAAGCUUUACUUACUGAAAAACUGCCUGUAUGUAGUGGUUGGGCUUAGUAUAACUUUGAUUUCUCUGUAGACGGGAACUUUAAUUUACCUGAUAUAAUCUCUGCGUAACUGUGGUAGAGGGAUUAAGGCAAUAUAACUCAGUGGAACGGUUACAGGAACAGAGAAUCUCUUGACUUGAAGGGGAACAUUUGGUUGUAUAGACUAGAGAAUAUAGUUUGUUACUUCAGAUAUUGUCCCUCUGGCUAAACUGGGGGGGGAUUCUACUUGCUGAGUGAUGUUCUAAAGUUCCCCUUGCUACACAGCCAGUAUUAUGUCUCUCUCACAGGAGGUUGGUGGCACCUUAAUUUGGGGGGCUCGUGGUAAUGGCUGGAGCGGAAUCAUUGGAAUGGUAUCAAAUACAACACAUGGUUUAUGAGCCGUUCUCCCCGCAGCAGCCUCCUGUGUUCUCUGGUUUUGGAACACCUUUAUUAUUUCUGCCUUGUACCCUGAGAAUGCCUUACGUUUUUAAGUGCACUCUCAAAAGUAGCUGUAUGUUGCACUGUACCCUUCUGUCUACUGAUAGUCUGUAUCCGUCUUUGUCUGUGUGGUGGUGCAGUUUGAUUGCGACACGGGGACAACAAAGAGAUCAGAGGAGCCAUCUUGUGCAAUUGGUGCUCUCUGAGCCACCUUUGUUCCCCCUGUGCUUCCAUCAUGAGCAGGUCUAGUUUGGUCUGUGGGUAGAGGGUCACCCACAUGCUACCUUAAUGACGCUGCACCAGAGAAGAGCUCAGCCUCUCAGCCCAACUACACAGCAGACGUGCUUCAGGCCAGGUCCCUGAAUAGAAGGGGACAGAAAGAAAGAUAAAUAAUUUCCUAGCAUGAAACAAUGUUGCUGGUGUAAUGCAGAGGCUGGCGGCAACUUCCACGUGAUUCCGUAAUGAUUCUGAGUCGGAUCCAGUUGGCAUGGUAACACGGCUGAGUGGCACAGUGGAGGGGUGUGAGGAUGUCGAGUGGGUUACGCACACGCUCAGUGUGUCCCUGUCGACAGCAGGGCCAGGCAUGCUCCUUUGACAUCUGCUGAGACUUAACUCCAUUUAAAAAAUAAAUAAAAAUUGUUCACUACUACUUCUCUCACUCCUUCCUCAAGGUGAUAGACUUACAAUGAGUGCAUCACGGUGGGGCAGAGUGUCAAGGAGGAUGGAGAGGGACACAAUGACUCAUUUGCUUUUCUUCAAAGCCAUCAUGUCUAACUACUUCCUGGUCUGUUACUAUGUUUAGUCCUUGAGAGCUUUAAGUAGUAGCCAAUGGGCACCAUUUGUACCCUUGACCUAAUCAGGUCCUUAUUUCCUUGAUGUCAUAACUGAUCCCAAGUCAGUUGGCUGAGUGUACGUUGUAGAAUGAGCGGAACGUCACCCAGUCAAAACGAUCUCAAAGACUAGAAUAAAAAUGCCUAUUUCUGUAACUUAAUUUGGCAUUUCUUCUUCCCCAGCUAAAGCUUUACAUGUUUUUCUAUGCAGCACAGUUGUGCCCUAGUCAUGGAAGAUAAGUCACAGUGGUACAUUUAGUCAUGGGCAAUGAGCUGGUUGCCUCCAUGAACCCUUCUCGUUAUGGGCACAUGUAAAGCCAGAUGUAAGUGUACUUGAUAUCUGAAACACUUGUUUUGCUGCCACCAAGUAUUUGUCUUCCCAUUCCUAAAUGAUUGGAAGCCAUGCCCCAUAAUGGUCAUCACAAGCACUCACCUUAUACGUUUUUGUCAAGCCCUUUGAAGUGCUUUCUGCAGCAACCCUACAACGCAUGCGUACAACAUCACCCUGAUCUGAAUCUGCCUCGGGACCUGUUAAACGUCACCCCAAAUCAACUCUGCUGUUUGGAAUGCACGGCUGCUUCCAAUCCCACCCAGAUAAGAACCAAAUACUUUUUAUACAUUUGAUCUCUUCAAUGAUGAACAAACAAACAAACUAUUUGAGGUUUGUCGGGAUGAGGAAGAGAUUAAUUUAAUCAAUUCCUGUUUGACAGUCAGAGUCCUUGACUUAAAGGAUUUAGAAUGUUCAGGGGGAAGGAAUAUUUAGUUUUUAAUGUUAACGAGAUCUUAACAGAAGCCCUAACAUGUUUGUCUCUGAGAAAUUCUCACCCAAAACCCCCGAAAUAGGAGUGACUUAAAGUUAUUGAGAAGGGUUGAGACUUGUUAGUCAUGCAUUAUUAUUUUUUCGGUUGUCUAGCUUUGCUUGGUUUACCAUAUUAUGGUAUGUGGAUUAAACAAAUGUCAAAUAAAUAACUUGCCCUUAAAAUGACUGCAUGGGAUAGUAUCACGUAGCAGUAUUCACCGUAAAGCACUCUUGCUGUUCUUGUGUAUUACAGAAGUGCCUGCUUUUGUGACUUCCUUUCCCGCAGUCCUGAACAUAACAUUUUGGUAUGUAGAUUAGUGUGGUUCUGGAGCUUGGUCCCACUGCCCGGCUGUGUUGCUGAAAGUGGAAGGUCUGCCUUGGGUUCACAGGUGAUUCCCACUCCUUGCUGCAUCUGGCUGCCAGUGGGGCUUCCUCCGCCCCUCUACAGGGUUCAACACAGGGAUGCAUUAUGCUCUCCCAGGCUAUCAGAUGUUAGCAUGCCAGCCUCACUUAGUAUUCACUGUCCCAGACUCACACAGACAACCUGUUCUGACUGGGAAGGGCAAACCUGUUUGUCUGUCUCACUACAGAAGCAUCCUGUGUAUUCAAAAAGCAGGCCAAGCUAUGCUUCCAGUGUUGUCUCAGCUCUGACGUUUUGAAUUUCAAGUGUUCAGAUUUGCUUUGCUGCCGUCUCAAUGCACUCUGGUGUGCCCCCUUGUCCUUGUGAGCAGUCUUAAGUAGAUCUGCCGCUGUGCUGCUCGUCUUUUCACGAAUUUAGAACAAAUCUCAGUUUUUAAGCUCAUUUAACUUUUUUCCCUCUGUUUUUUUAAAACUGGAAAUGUUGAAACAGUAGUUUAAUUCAUGAAAUUACAUUGUAAGCAGCGGCAUGUGUUUGCUGCUCAUUACGAUCUGUUUAAUGUCCCUCAUUAUCUCAAAUGGCACCACAUUCCCUUUUAUAGUGCACAAAAUUUGACCAGAGCCUAAUGAGCCCUUGUCAAAAGUAGUGCACUAUAUAGGGAAUAGGGUGCUAUUUGGAACGCAGUUGUCCCCCCUUUUCACAGAUGUUGGGGCCUAGAGUUGUCCCCGACCUUGUGACCUGCCAAGGAAAAAUUGGGCUAUCACUACCCCAGUUUUUUUUUAAUGUAUUCUUCUGGUCAGGUCACUUGGUAAUUAGAAAGUCCUGGCCACUUAUCUUAUGGACAGUGAGGACUGGGUUCAGGGCCAUAAUCUUCUGCUUUGUUGUCGUCUGAUAUCACUGCUGUGAACUUAAACGCCAUAACAUGAGUCUGUUUUGAAUACACUAAUCAAUAUGGCAGAUGUACUGUAUGACGACUGUUCUGUUUCUUUCACCUCGCUAGCAUCACAUUGACUGUACAUUGUACUGUAUAACUUAUUUUCCUCACCUAUGACAGGAAAUUAAAACGGAGAGACUGCUCAGAGGAUCGGUUGUGUUUCCUCAUGUAUUUGUGUUUAUCUUCCUGCCACUUCUGUUUUAAUUCCAUCUUUGCUAUACUGUUAUUUAAUGUGCAAUACGUUAACGAUUGAGAGCAUACUGUUGUACACAAUACUCAUUAUUUAUGUCUAUCCAAUAUCUAUGUCUGUGUAAUUGUCAAAAAAGAAACAUCUCAAUCUGAAAUGCACUUUAAAUGGUUGUGUUGAGACUGAAUAUGAAUGAAUGAACUUAGGUGUUGAACUACUUUUUGUUUUGAUUCUGCUCCCCACCCUUUUUGCUGUGAUCUCUCUGAGGCUACGGAGUGGCUGAGCGCUCAAAUAAAGACUGCACUCAA
Oncorhynchus tshawytscha (Chinook salmon) is the source of this 11164-nucleotide messenger RNA. RefSeq names its product coiled-coil serine-rich protein 2b (gene ccser2b). Gene Ontology annotation, cellular component: microtubule cytoskeleton. Bases 2809 to 5901 code for a protein of 1030 amino acids. Gene Ontology annotation, biological process: microtubule bundle formation. NCBI's taxonomy places the organism in Eukaryota, Metazoa, Chordata, Actinopteri, Salmoniformes, Salmonidae. The transcript has 10 exons. Gene Ontology annotation, molecular function: microtubule binding. The record is from RefSeq and is a predicted model, not a curated record.